CCGUUAUAUUGUCGUUGCGCAGAGAUUAUAUAUGCUGAAAAAGAUGAGUAACGACAACAUACUGAACCUGUUAAAGAGUUACAGAAUCCUGCUAUAGAGCGAUAAGGGGAAAAAAUGGCCAUGCAAUCCGUGAGACGGAGAUUCUUCAACAUCGUAAGAGAAUCCGAGAAAAUUAGAUUCCUGAGUACCCAGCAAGUGAUUGAUCGCGAGAGCAAAUAUGGCAGUAGAUACGUUACACCGCUACCGCUUGUUAUCACCCGCGCGGAAGGAGUCUUCAUGUGGGACAUGGAUGGAAAGCGCUACUACGAUUACCUAUCAGGACUCGCGGCUUGUAACCAGGGUCACUGUCACCCGCGUCUGGUAAAAGUAAUGAGGGAACAAGCUGGCAAGUUGACCCAUGCAUCAAGAAUCUAUUAUUCGGAACCUACCGGCGCAUUGGCAGAAUAUCUAACGAAACUCCUGGGAUGGGAUAGAUUUUUACCUAUGAACACAGGUGUCGAAGGUUGUGACACGGCCGUAAAAUUAGCCAGACGCUGGGGAUAUAGAAUGAAAAAGGUGCCCAGCGGCAAAGCUACUGUUGUGUUUGCACAGGGAAAUUUUUGGGGUCGUUCAUUGGCGGCCAUAUCAGCAUCGACGGAUCCAAAUUGCUACAUCGAUUUUGGUCCAUAUAUGCCUCUUUUUGAGAUAGUGCCAUACAAUGAUACAGCCGCUUUAGAACGAAAGUUUCAGGAAAACCCAAAUAUCUGUGGGUUUAUGGUGGAACCCAUACAGGGAGAAGGUGGCAUCGUUGUGCCAUCUGACGGUUAUUUGAAACGUGUGAGAGAAUUAUGCACACAGUACAAUGUUCUAUGGAUCGCUGAUGAAGUGCUGACAGGUUUUGGCAGAACUGGUACGCGUCUAGGUAUUGAUCAUGAUGGUGCUAGGCCGGAUAUUGUUAUUGUAGGAAAAUCACUGUCCGGCGGGAUGUUACCGGUUUCUGGUAUUCUAGCAGAUAAUGAGAUUAUGCUCUGUUUUGAUCUGAAUUCGCAUGGAAGUACCUUUGCUGGGAAUGCACUUGGGAACAAAAUUGCUUUGGAAGCGGUUAAAAUUGUGGAGGAAGAAAAUCUAGCGGAGAACGCGAAAAAGAUGGGAAAAAUUCUGAGAGAAGAACUAGAAAAAAUGCCAAAAGAUAUUGUGGCUGAAAUCCGUGGUCGCGGCCUUCUAGCUGGUAUUGUGUUAAACAAAGAAAUGAAGAUCAAUGAAUGGGAUCUCUCUAUAAAAUUGAAAGAUGCUGGAUUAUUGACAAGAGCUGCGCAAGGUCUUGUCAAAGUUGUAAGAAUAGUACCUCCAUUAACGAUAACGGAGGAACAAUUACGAGAAUCAUUAAACAUUCUCACUACGGUCUUGAAAAGUUGCAAAUAAAAAAUUUUAAAUUUCGCUAAGAUUGUAUGAUAAAUGCAUUUUUUAUGAUAAUGUAGUUUAUCUUUUACCGUAUUUUUCCAAUCCGAUCAUUCCAAAAAGCAUAUUUAAAUAAGAAAGAUAAAAACCGAAUAUUGAAAGAAUGUCUUAGAUAUUGGAAUUAACUCAAAUAAAGAAAUUAGCUAAAAAAACUUAA
Molecule: messenger RNA, 1594 nt
Organism: Monomorium pharaonis (pharaoh ant)
Lineage: Eukaryota; Metazoa; Arthropoda; Insecta; Hymenoptera; Formicidae
Product: ornithine aminotransferase, mitochondrial
Exons: 6
Coding region: 115-1401 (428 amino acids)
Cellular component (GO): cytoplasm
Molecular function (GO): L-ornithine transaminase activity; identical protein binding; pyridoxal phosphate binding
Source: RefSeq, a predicted model, not a curated record